Molecule: messenger RNA, 1266 nt
Organism: Ostertagia ostertagi
Lineage: Eukaryota; Metazoa; Nematoda; Chromadorea; Rhabditida; Trichostrongylidae
Source: the annotation of a GenBank genome assembly
AUGAAUGGAGUGCUUGUUGUAAUAAGACCAGGAAACCGAGGCAAGCUGUCAGACGGUAAGAAUAGCAGUUUGAGUAUUGAAAGCACGCCAGAGGAAGUUGGAGAACGAAGUGAGCCAUCACUUAAGGAAAAGGAGAGAAAGAUGAAAAGAACGAGAAGAAAGAACAAGGAUCCUCGGACUAUAGCGUCGAGGCUGGUGAUUUACGUUCGUCAACCACGUCAUUUUCUACUUUAUUAUGUACUAGAUCAGCAGCUCACCUCAGUCAUGGACACUACUCAAUUGAUCACUAACCUUCUUAGCGUAGGACUCCCGGAUAAAGGACUCACGAAAACGGUCUCUGAAAGUGACAUUAUGGAUGUCUUGGGUAAGGCCCGCGAAAUGUUUCUUUCUCAACCAACAAUGGUUGAACUUGACUCACCAGUGAAAAUAUGUGGUGACACUCACGGACAGUAUCCCGAUCUUUUAAGACUUUUCAACAAGGGUGGAUUUCCUCCAUUAUCGAACUACUUGUUUUUGGGUGACUAUGUGGAUAGAGGAAAGCAAAACCUUGAAGUGAUUCUACUUGUGCUAGCUUACAAGUUAAAGUUUCCGAAGAAUUUCUUUUUGUUACGAGGAAAUCACGAGUGCGCCAACGUGAAUCGCGCUUACGGAUUCUACGAUGAAUGCAUGCGGCGUUAUCAAAGCCAGCGAAUGUGGCAGUCAUUUCAGGAUGUUUUUUGCGUGAUGCCUCUGACAGCUCUCGUCGGCGAUAAAAUCCUGUGCAUGCAUGGCGGCCUGUCACCUCACUUGGAAUCGCUGGAUCAGCUCAGGAAUAUCCCCAGGCACGUCGCGCAUUAUUUUUUACAAUUUUUUUCUUUCUUUCCCGAUCAUGCACCCACUGAAGCGACUGGUGCAACUUUGGAGAUGGAUUUACUUUGGGCUGAUCCAGUAAUCGGACUAAACGGUUUUCAGGCUAACAUGCGCGGUGCUUCUUAUGGAUUUGGUCCUGAUAUUCUGGCCAAGUUCUGUCAAGUGCUCAACAUUGAUCUGGUCGCAAGGGCUCAUCAAGUUGUGCAGGAUGGAUACGAAUUUUUCGGAGGACGGAAGCUUGUGACCAUUUUUUCUGCUCCUCACUAUUGUGGACAAUUCGACAAUGCCGCAGCAAUGAUGACCGUGGAUGAAAACUUGCAGUGUUCGUUUGAAAUCCUUCGUCCGUCUGUUGGAAAGCCUCAACCGAAGAUUAUUCCCACUACCAUGGGUUCUCCAGGAGCUCCUGCAUGCCAAUGA